This is a messenger RNA of Benincasa hispida (wax gourd), 1922 nucleotides long. The record is from RefSeq and is a predicted model, not a curated record. NCBI's taxonomy places the organism in Eukaryota, Viridiplantae, Streptophyta, Magnoliopsida, Cucurbitales, Cucurbitaceae.
UCUCUGUCGAACCUAAAGUUAAUUCCUUCAUCAUUCCCAUUAUAAAUAUGGAGCCCAUGUCUUCAUUUUCUCCCUCACCACAAAGCUAACGCUAAUUCCAACGCCAAAAGAAUACGAUUAAAAAAAAAGACCAUUUUUUUUUUUUUUUUUUUAAUAAAAACAUGUGUUCGAAAGUAUCAGCUGUUCCUAGCUAUUCGGAGGUGGCUCGAAGGUCUGCCCAAUUUCAAGCUAGCGUUUGGGGAGAUUACUUUCUUUCCUACCAUUCUCUUCCUCGGGAAGAAGGCAACCAGUUGAUGGAGAAACAGAUGGAAGAAUUGAAAGAAGAAAUAAAAUGUCAAUUAAUUUUUGCAACAAAAGAUAAGACUGAGAAACUGAGACUCAUUGAUUCAAUCCAACGCUUAGGCGUUUCUUACCAUUUCGAAAAUGAAAUCCACAAAAUACUUCAACAACUCCAUCAUAUUGCUAUAACUGCCAACAAUGAUGAUGAUGAUCUUCACACUAUCACUCUCAGUUUCAGACUUCUCAGACAACAAGGAUACAACAUAUCAUCUCAGCUGUUCGAUAAGUUUCGAGGCAAAUGGGAAAGUUCAUACGAUAACAAUGUGGAAGAACUCUUGAGUUUGUACGAAGCAUCGCAAUUGAGGAUGCGAGGAGAGGAAGCAUUGGACGAAGCGUUUCGUUUCGCUAACGCUCGGCUAGAAGCCAUAGUCAGCGACUCGGCCACCGAACCAAUGGUUGCAGCGGAGGUUCGCCGCGCUUUGAAGUGGCCGCUGUACAAGAACUUGCCGAGGCUUGAAGCUAGACACUACAUUGGUUUGUACAGCGAGAAGCCAUGGAAAAAUGAGGGUUUGCUUAACUUUGCAAAGAUGGAUUUCAACCAAUUGCAAAAGCUUCAUCAGAAAGAGAUUGCUUACAUCUCAGAGUGGUGGGAAGAUUAUGGUUUUGCAGAAAAGCUAUCAUUUGCAAGGAACAGAAUAGUGGAGGGAUACUUUUUUGCUCUUGGGAUAUUCUUUGAACCCCAAUUUUUAAGUGCUAGACUUAUUAUGACCAAAAUCAUUGCUAUUGGGUCAAUGUUAGAUGACAUUUAUGAUGUUUAUGGCACAUUUGAAGAACUCGAACUCUUGACCCAUGCACUUGAGAGAUGGGAAAAGAGUGAGACAGAGCAGCUCCCAAAUUAUUUGAAGAUGUAUUACGAUGCUUUGCUAGAUGUUUUUGAUAAAAUUGAACAUGAAAUGAGCAAUCAAGAAACAACAACAUAUUGCAUCCAUCACAUGAAAGAAGCGACAAAAGAGCUUGGAAGGGUGUUUUUGGUAGAGGCAAACUGGUGCAAGGAAGGAUACACACCAACUGUGGAAGAAUACUUAGAUAUUGCUUUAAUAUCUUUUGGCCACAAAUUGCUUAUGGUAACAGCUCUCUUGGGAAUGGGAGAUUUGGGCACACAACAAGCUGUUCAAUGGGUCACCUCCAUGCCUAAUAUUCUCAAAGCUUCCACUGUUAUUUGUCGAUUCAUGAACGACAUGGUUUCGCAUAAGUUUGAACAAGAACGAGGUCAUGUGGCUUCUGCCAUUGAAUGCUACAUGGAACAGAAUAGUGCAUCGGAAUACGAUGCCAUAAAUGCAUUACACAAACAAAUAGAUGAUUCUUGGAAGGAUAUAGUCGAGAAUUAUUGUGUUGUCACCACAAAUGAUGAGGUCCCAAGGGCUGUUCUUAGGAGAGUUUUGAACCUCACAAGACUAUUUAAUGUGAUAUACAAAGAUGGAGAUGGCUAUACACAAUCUCAAGGCUCCACAAAAGCUUAUAUCAAGUCUUUGCUUGUCGACUCUGUCCCACUCUAGGGCUUUUCAAUUCAAAAGCUGUCUCAUAAACAUAAAAAUGAUACUUUUAUAUAUUUUUAUGAUAUAUAAUAUAUAUAUAUUGUUUAA